AAUCCAUCCACUCUGAAUCCCAUCGCUCCACCAUAUUAAUUUGCAUCUCUGUGGUGUUGGCGAUGCCAUCGAGCGCCAGGGAGGAAGAUCGUAACUCACCCGUUGUGAGGAAUGCUGCUCCUCCACUGGUUGCCUCAGAAGCCAAGAUGAUUGUGGCCGUAGGCCAUGACCAUUGCCAGCAUCUGAAGGAUGUGUUGAGCAAGGAGGAUCCUUCGACCAUGGUAGUGGUGAUGGCCUCAGGCAACCAGACUCCUAAGCCGCCCAAGCCUCGCUCGCCGGUCAUUGAUUCCAGACUGCUAGCGGUGGCCUGCUCUGGUUCGUGGAAGAAACUGCAAUCAUUUCUCAGUGGGGAAGACCGUCAAAUCUCCGGCGACGGGGCCAUCGGAAGCUCUGCUAUGCAGCCAGCUUUUGGUGACGAAGAAGCACUUCUCAGGGAGUCUUUCUUGGAGGGGGUCACCAUGGACGGUGACACUUUUCUCCAUGUCCUGGCCACCAACAGUGAUGGUGAGGACUUGAAUGAAGCUGGCCUGAUCCGCAGGAAGGUAGUAAGUCUCCUCUUCACGCAAAACAACACGGAUGACACGCCCCUGCACUGUGCAGCACGGGCGGGGAAUUCCAAAUUGGUGUCUUUUCUCAUUGAUCUUGCUAGGGGCAAGGAUCAAGAUACUAGCAGAGUGAAGGAACUGCUAGAGACAGAAAACAAGAGUAAAUGGACAGUCUUGCACGAGGCUGUCCACAGUGGAAACACUGAUAUAGUCGAAUUGCUCAUGAAGGAGGAUCUAGAAUUGGCAAGUCUCCCAAAAACUGGUACUUCUCCAUUGUAUCUAGCCAUCUUACUGGAAAACAGAAUCAUGGCCAAAACACUCUACAAGUUGAGCCGCGGGAAAAGCGGGAGAAAUGACAGGAACCUUUCAUACUCUGGACCAAAUGGACAAAAUGCAUUGCAUGCUGCUGUUCUCCGAGGCAAAGAUCUCACAGAGAUGCUGUUAGGAUGGAACAUCAACCUUGCAACACAACAAGAUGAUAAUGGAAGUACAGCUCUUCACUUAGUUGCAUCUGUACUACGUCAAAGAGACCUACGAGCCAUACGUUUGCUUCUACUGAAGGCCAAUCCAGAUGCACUGUAUCAAACGGACAACAACGGAUCAUUCCCCAUACAUGUGGCUGCAUCCGUAGGUGCAACACGUACCAUCAAUGAUUUUCUGAAGGAGUCACUCAGUUGUGUUGAUUUGCGUGAUGCCAGGGGAAGGACAUUUCUUCAUGUUGCAGUUGAAAAAGGGGAAAUUUGGACAGUUGGUUCUGCCUGCAGCAACCGAUCAAUAUCAUGGAUUUUGAACAGGCAAGACAACGAUGGAGACACUGCACUGCACCUAGCUAUAAAAAAAAGGAGUCUGAGAAUGUUCUGUUCUCUGUUCGGAAAUAUAGUUGUACACUUGAAUUUAAUAAAUCAGAAAGGGGAGACUCCACUUGAUAUAGCAUGUCACAGUCUUCCUAAAGGAUGUUUUUAUCCUCAGAAUAGUGAAGUGAGAAUACACCGCACACUCAAUUUUGUUGGUGCUAAACGUGGUAUUUCUCGACAGGAUUACUGUAAAGAAAAUGAUAUUGUCCAAGAAAGGCAGGAUGAAAUGCAUGAAAUUGAUCAGGUGAAAGAGGGCACACAAAGUCUAUGUCUUGGCUCUGUCUUAAUUGCAACCGUCACAUUUGGUGCAACUUUUGCUAUGCCUGGUGGUUAUAGAGCAGAUGAUCAUACUAAUGGAGGCACACCAACACUUGCUGGAACUUAUGCUUUUGAUGCAUUCACCCUAGCAAAUGCACUUGCCUUCACUCUCUCAGCAAUGGCUACAAUAUCUUUGAUGUCAUCUGGAUCUCCAUUGGUACACCCUCGGAGCCGGACAACGCACUUAAUAAUUGCCUACUAUCUCUUGUCGACUUCCGUUACAAGCUUGGUAGCUGCCUUUGCACUUGGUACCUAUAUGAUGCUAGCUCCAGUUGCUCAUAAGAGUGCUAUUGGGGUAUGUGUCAUGAGUUCUCUCGUAUUGCUCUAUCAAAAAUUGGAAUUUGCAAUCAAGCAUAUUGCUGUAUUACCAGCACUAUGUAAGAGAAAGGGGAUAGUCCGGACGUUUAACAUGUCAGCAACCUCAAUCAUGAUCUCUUCUCUGAAGUCGUCAUUUUUAUUGACCCGUUCAAGAAUCACCAAGUACCAUGUUGCCGAUGAUGAUAUGCUGGAUGGCAGCCUCAUUGCAGAGGCUGGCCUUCAAACUUUCGAAGGGAAGGUAGACCCCUGA
Triticum dicoccoides is the source of this 2285-nucleotide messenger RNA. Its product is annotated as ankyrin repeat-containing protein At5g02620-like. The record is from RefSeq and is a predicted model, not a curated record. The transcript has 4 exons. NCBI's taxonomy places the organism in Eukaryota, Viridiplantae, Streptophyta, Magnoliopsida, Poales, Poaceae. Gene Ontology annotation, molecular function: protein binding. Gene Ontology annotation, cellular component: plasma membrane. The coding region runs from base 63 to 2285 and encodes 740 amino acids.